Molecule: messenger RNA, 948 nt
Organism: Prorocentrum cordatum
Lineage: Eukaryota; Dinophyceae; Prorocentrales; Prorocentraceae
Source: the annotation of a GenBank genome assembly
AUGCCCCGCGCGAGGUGCGAGCUCUCGGACCAUGACCUGCAGGCCAUCGUGCUCGAGCACGUCGCCGAGGUCGAGGCGAUGAAGACGGAGCAGGGCGAUGCAGAGUACACAAUCAAGAACAACAUGGGCUUGAUGGGGUCUCUGAUGAGCGUCGCCCGCAGGGUGGGUCACGUGCCGCUUACCAAGGCUAUCUUGGCCAAGACGGUGCUCGCGAAGGAGCAGGCGCAGAAGCACGGGAAAGCGAUUUCGUACGCUGUGAGUUACGUGUGCGCCAAGGAGCGCAACAUGGCGACAGCGCCUGCGAGAUCCUCGUCGUGCGCGGACAUCUACAGCGCGCGCGGGCGCGGCUCGCCGCGCAGGCUCGUGGCCAAGACGCCCGAGAAGAAGAAGGGGGCGCCGGCCUGCGUGGACUUGGACACAUCCACUUUGAAGGGGCACGUUGACUAUGAUGCCUUCGUGUACGUUAUCGAGGACGCUUCGGGGAGGCGCGAGUACCCUCUGGCGCGCGGCGACAGAGGCUUCUGCAUGGCGGGCCUCGGAGGCGGCGGGAUGGCCCACGUGCACACAGAGAUGCCGAAUCUCCUGCUCGACGAGAAGGAGAAGAUGCUGGCCAAGCGGGCUUCCAGGGAUAAAGCCAAGGCGGCCGCCAAGGCCAGGGCCGAGUGCAAGAAGAAAACAAUGAAGACUGCGUUGAAAAGGCCAGCUGGCUACGGCGCCCACUACGUGGAGAUGUGCUACAAGGCGUCCUGCAGCAUCGCCGUGCGCCAGAAGUCCGAGCCGAAGCGGCAGGUGGCAUCCAGCGGGGGCGCCCGCUACAAGGACUGCGACGUGGAUGCCAUGCGGGCCGUCGGCCGCGAAGCAGUGGCCUUGAUGGGCAAGGGCGAGCUUGGCGAGGAUGGCGCAGCGUCGUGGAUGACCAGGGGGCUGACAGAGAAGUUCGGGAAGUGA